Molecule: messenger RNA, 2263 nt
Organism: Aphidius gifuensis
Lineage: Eukaryota; Metazoa; Arthropoda; Insecta; Hymenoptera; Braconidae
Exons: 2
Coding region: 406-2136 (576 amino acids)
Source: RefSeq, a predicted model, not a curated record
GUCGCAAUUAUUAUAGGUAUAGGAUUAAUUAUUUAAAUUUAAAACAAAAGAAUUAUUUACAUAAAACCAAGAUGGCAGAGUGUAUCAUGUACAAAAGUUAAAUUUGCUAAAUCGAAUGAACAGUUUAGGUUUUUUUUUUAUUCAAUUAAACAUUUAAUAAUUUAUUAGUAUUUCAAGUUGGCAUUUAUUUUUUUUUUUUUUGUUAUAAACAAUUAUUUUUGUAAUUUAUUAUUUGCGCAUGUGCAGUAAUUGCACAACAAAGGCUCCAUAUUUUUUUUUUACACGAGAGAAAAAAAAAUAAUAGAAUAUCGACGCUUGUUGUUUUUGACAAUAACAACUUAUGAACAAUCACAAAAAUAUUAUUGUACUUUUUUGUAAAUAUUUAUUAUAAUAAAAAUAGCAACAAUGGAAAAUAUGUGUUGUAUUGCUGAUUGUCACAAUACUGAGUCAAUUGAUAGUAAUGAUAAUAAAAAUAGAAAUUUAAGAUUUUACAAUUUUCCAAAUGAACUUGAAAUUAAAAAACGACAAUUAUGGUUAAAUGCCAUAAGACCACAUAUGCGACCUUGUUAUAAAAUGACACCAAAAAUAAAAAUUUGUAGUAUUCAUUUUUUGAAUAAUAAAAAAGAUGAUGAUCCAGAAAGUCCAUCAUACAUACCAAGAUUAUUUUCAAGUCAUAAAAAAAAAGUUUUAAAACCUAAAGUUGUAUCAGUUGAAAAAUCUGGUCCAAUUAUUAAAAAAUUAAAGCUAGCACAUAAUGUAAAAAUGAAUGAUGAUACAAAUAAUACAAAUGAAGAUGUCACACCAAUAAAAACACCAACAGCACCAUCAUCAACAGCAAUAACACCAACGACAAUAACAAAAACAGCAAUAACACCAACAUCAAUAAUAAAAACAGCAAUAACACCAACAGCAACAACAAAAACAACAACAACAACAACACAAGAAGUAUCAAAAAUACCAGAAGUAAUCACAAAACAAAAAAAAAAUCAUGAAUAUUUUGAAGAACUUAUGAAAAUAUUUGGUAAUUCAUCAGAAGAAAGUCAAACAGAACCAUUAAUUAAUAUGAAACCAGAAUUAAUAUGUUUUUCAUGUACACUUAAAUGUGAAAAUGGUAUAAAUACAGCUGAAACACAAGCAAUACUAGAAACUCAACAAAUAGAAACACCAAUAAUAAAACCUCAAAAUAUUAUAAAUAAACAAAACAAGAUAAUUGUUAUAACAAAAAAUAUUGAAAAUGAAUAUUGUAAAAUUCAAAAACCAUUAUCAAAAGUACCUGGUUUUUAUGGCUAUCAAUCAUUAAAUAAUAAUGGAAAAUUUAUUGAAUUUUGUGGUGUUACAAAAAAUGUAUUUAUGAAAAUAUUACCAAUGAUGCCAGAAAUUAAUUAUAUUAAUUUAAAUAAAGAAGAUAAAUUAAUGAUAUUUUUAAUGAAACUUAAACUUGGUUUACCAUUUUCAACAUUGUCAGUAUUAUUUAAUAUUGAACGUGAAUAUUUAAAGCAAUUAUUUAUAACAUCAAUUAAAUCAUUACGUCCACAAUUAUGUGAUUAUAUUAAUUGGCCACAUAAAGCAUUUGUACGUACACAUUUACCAAUAAUAUUUAGAGAUAGAUAUAUUAAUGCACGUGUUAUUAUUGAUAUUAUUGAAGUUAAUAUUGAUGAUGAAAAUAAUGAAGCAAAUGGUCUCAUUGAAGUUGAUGGUUCAAAUCAAUUUAAAGUAUUACUUGGCUAUACACCAGAUGGUUAUAUAUCAUUUAAAUCAAGAAUAUAUGCUGGUAUUGCAACUGAUUAUAGAAUAAUACAUAAUUCUGGUUUAUUAGAUCAAAUUGAAGAAAGUGAUCUUGUAUUAACCAGAAAAAUGUAUCAAAAUUUACAGCCAUUUCUUGAAGAUAUUAAUGCUGGUUUUUCUUGUCCAUUACAAUUUGCUGAAAAAUUAUUACAAAAACAAAAUAAUAAUCAGUAUCUUGUUGUUAAAAAUGUUGCUAAUCGUAUUGAUGAUAUACUUAGAAAAAUUAAAAUAUUUCGUACAUUUAAAUCUAUGCCAAAUGAAUUAUUUAGAUUUACUGAUUAUAUAUUUACUGUUAUUGUUGGUUUACAUAAUUUGGCGUUUCCAUCAUGUGAAGAUUAUAAAAAUGAUUAGUUUUAAUAAUUAAAAAAAAAAAAAAAAAAUGUACAUAAAUCUUUUGUUAAAGAUUAAACAAAAAUAAUUAUAUAAUUUUAAAAAAAAUUAUCAAUACAAUUUUUAAUUAAAAAAAUAAGAAAAUAAA